Molecule: messenger RNA, 938 nt
Organism: Aaosphaeria arxii CBS 175.79
Lineage: Eukaryota; Fungi; Ascomycota; Dothideomycetes; Pleosporales
Exons: 2
Coding region: 1-537 (178 amino acids)
Source: RefSeq, a predicted model, not a curated record
AUGUACUUUCGAGAUAAUUGGGUUGCGGAUAUCUAUACCGCAAUGAUCUCCACCGACAAGGCCACUGACGGCCCGACCUCGUGCUACCUCAGACGUAUCAAGACAAUGAGCAUCAGUCCAGCGGAUCUCGAAGCCGCAGCGCACCACGUAUUCGAUACCGCAAUCACCGUUCACGAGAAGGGUUGGUGCCGCCCUUUGAUGUACCACAGUGAGGCUCGCGGUCAGCUUCGAUUCAGAUGCAUGAAUAACAUCUUGGACCGUCUUAUUGCUAUCUGCGAGUGUUUGGCGCACAGCAAGGCCGCAGUCAAUGACGCCAUCCAGGGCGGCGUGCCCCUCCAUCGGCUUGUAAACAAUCCGAGAGAGAGGAUGAAGACCAAGCAAUGGAAAAACCGUAGCAAUGCGCUCAGGAAGAGGCAACUGGAAGCCGGUAUCAAGGCUCUCAAGGAUGACCUCGAGAGCAAGAUGAGGAAGACUUCCGAAGAAGCAUUGCGAGGGGUGAACGACGCAAGCGGUGAUGAUGAAGACUACCAGGAAUGAUCUCGUCGCACCUGCCACAUUCUGUGGUUCCCAUCUCUUUGACUUGCUUCAACUCUGCCGUCACCAUUAUACUUACCAGUACAAGCGCGGUAUCGGCGAUAUCAACGGUCGAGUUUCCUUUUCACGGCAUGGCUAUCGUUCUUACCGCCGUUUCAGGCCCUUACAUUCCCUAGGACAAUCUCCCCUCAUGCCCGAUGUCACGAUCUUAUUACUUACCACGACCAUCAUAGCUAUAACGCCAUCAGAGAUAGGAUUUCAUACUUUAUCUAUCAGUCUCACUGUCUUUAUCCCGGUUUCUCGAAGCAAAUUCGAAGGGCAUUUUUUACACACGGCGAAGAGUCGUAGAGUGGGCUGCAGGAUACCAUCAGAUUAGCUUACAUACUUAAUGAUAAAAGUGUUUU